Molecule: messenger RNA, 887 nt
Organism: Rhipicephalus sanguineus (brown dog tick)
Lineage: Eukaryota; Metazoa; Arthropoda; Arachnida; Ixodida; Ixodidae
Product: 26S proteasome non-ATPase regulatory subunit 9
Exons: 1
Coding region: 112-726 (204 amino acids)
Biological process (GO): proteasome regulatory particle assembly
Cellular component (GO): cytoplasm; nucleus
Molecular function (GO): protein binding
Source: RefSeq, a predicted model, not a curated record
GCGCAAUGGCGGCCAUUACAUUUUUCGAGCCGCGUGCAAGGAUGAUGCAGCUGAUACCGCCUGCGUAGGCUGAAUUUCUCCUCGACAUUACGCCUGAAAAAACCACCAGCCAUGCUAGAUCACAAGCAAAUAUUGUCGCGCCUUACGCAGCGCAAGCUGGAAAUCGAGGCCGCCAUCAGCGCGCAGCAGGAGAUACUGAACGCCAACUCGGUCGGCAUGGACGAACCCUUGGUCGACAACGAAGGCUAUCCGCGUUCUGACAUCGACGUCUACAAGGUGCGUCAUGCGCGUCACCGCAUCAUCUGCCUGCUCAACGACCACAAGGCGAUCAUGAAGGAUAUUGAGAAGAGCCUGCACAACUACCAUGCUCAGAUGUCGCGAAACGCCGCCGAGAACGGUGGAGGUCCGGCGACGUCGUCUGCGCAUCAUGAGAACAUCGCCGCCGCGGCGCCUGCGCAACCUUUCGCAGUCAUCGGUAAGGUUGAGAACGGUUCGCCCGCUGACGUCGCAGGCCUCCACGCCGGCGACAAGAUCGUGAAGUUUGGCUCCGUCAACUCGGGAAACUUCAAGGACGUGACUGACAUUGCCUCCGUCGUGCAGCACAGUGUGGGCAGGCCCGUCAACGUGCUCGUGAAACGCAACGCGGACUCAGUGUCUCUGGUACUGACGCCCAAGCAGUGGCACGGCAAGGGACUGCUCGGAUGCAUGGUUCUCCCAAUGUCGUGAAAAAAAAGAAAAGCACGCGUUGCGGUCGUGCUGAGUGAUGGCGGAAGAAGGCUCCGAAGGAAACUCUGCGGUCUGGAAGCAACAUGUACUGUACACUGCGUGUCGUCUUGAUCAAGCGUGCGCAGUUUGUACACUUUAUGAAAUUAAAAGCGCAGCUGAAC